This is a messenger RNA of Naumovozyma dairenensis CBS 421, 1236 nucleotides long. It is a transcript of the gene ZRC1, whose product is annotated as Zn(2+) transporter ZRC1. Gene Ontology annotation, biological process: intracellular zinc ion homeostasis; zinc ion transmembrane transport. Bases 1 to 1236 code for a protein of 411 amino acids. Gene Ontology annotation, cellular component: fungal-type vacuole membrane. The transcript has a single exon. Lineage: Eukaryota; Fungi; Ascomycota; Saccharomycetes; Saccharomycetales; Saccharomycetaceae. Gene Ontology annotation, molecular function: zinc ion transmembrane transporter activity. The record is from RefSeq and is a predicted model, not a curated record.
AUGAUUUCAGGAAAAGAGCUUCGAAUCGUCUCGUUACUAGCACUGGACUCCGUCUUCUUCCUAUUGGAAAUUAUUAUAGGUUAUAUGUCCCAUUCACUGGCUUUAAUUGCAGAUUCAUUCCAUAUGUUAAAUGAUAUAUUCUCCUUAUUAGUGGCAUUAUGGGCUGUCAACGUUGCUAAGAAUCGUAACCCAGAUGCUAAAUAUACUUAUGGUUGGAAAAGAGCAGAAAUUUUAGGUGCUUUAAUUAACGCUGUGUUUUUAAUCGCCUUAUGUUUCUCAAUCUUUAUUGAAGCUUUACAAAGAUUAUUGCAACCUCAAGAAAUUGAAAAUCCAAAAUUAGUACUGUAUGUAGGUUGUGCCGGUUUAGUAUCGAAUUUUGUUGGAUUGUUUUUAUUCCAUGAUCAUGAUCAUGAACAUGGUCAUGAUUUGGAAUCUUUGGAGAAUGGUUCUCAUACACAUUCACAUUUACAACGCCAAGAACAAUCAUUAGAUGAAGAGGAUCCAUUAACUGAAAUGAAUGGAAAUAGAGGGGGCAGCGGUUCUGAAUCGCCAAAUAUGUUACCAGAACAUUUAGUUAAUAGAAUGAGUGUGACAGAAGAAGAAUUAAGAAAGCAAUCACCAAAAAAACAAUCAGAAUCAAACAAAUCUUUAAAUAUGCGUGGUGUCUUCCUUCAUGUCAUGGGUGAUGCGUUAGGUAACCUUGGUGUCAUUGCAGCUGCUUUAUUUAUUUGGAAAACAGAUUAUUCUUGGAGGUUUUAUUCAGAUCCAGUGGUUUCACUAGUCAUUACAGUUAUUAUAUUUUCAUCAGCAUUACCAUUAUCAAGAAAGGCUUCUAGAAUCUUAUUACAAGCCACACCCAAUACUAUUUCUGCAGAAGCAGUGGAACAAGAAAUUUUGAAUGUUCCUGGUGUUAAAGCUGUUCAUGAAUUCCAUAUUUGGAAUUUGAAUGAAACUAUUACCAUUGCAUCAAUUCAUGUCGAGGUAGAUGUUACACCAGACAAUUUCAUGAAUUCAGCAAAAUUAAUAAGAAACAUUUUCCAUGAACAUGGUAUCCAUUCUGCAACUGUUCAACCAGAAUUUAUUUCAGGUACCAUUAGUCCAGACAUUCAAAGAAGAUUCUCUUUGAUUGCUGGUGGAUUGAACGAUUACACAAGACCAGAUACACCAUCAUCUUCAAAUAGCAAUGUAUCGGCCUCUUAUGGUUCAACGACAUGUCAAAAUAAUAAUCUUUCAUAG